UUAUCUACAUCGUGUACUGAACUUCGUUGAAUACAUCGAAUGUGCAUAAACAUUGAAGAUAAUUUUUCUAAAUAUCUAAAUAUUUCACAUAAUUGUGUAAAAUGUAAUUAUGAAAUCACUGUCGAGCCUGGCCUUAAUUUGUAAAUUGUUGUAACUUCUUCUAUUACAUUAUUUUAGUUUUUUUUUAUUUUUAAAAUGAGUUGCCUCCUUAGUAAAUUCUGCAGUAUUAAGUCAACUGUUCAGCUACGGAAAUUAUCUGUGCCUGCUAAUUCUCUCCUUGCUAGAAGAACAUUCAAUCGGCCAAAUCAUAAUUUUAAGAGAUUUCAAAGUCAAUCCAAUUCUCUUUUAGGACCUUCUUUAUUUUGUAUAUCUGUAUGCACCGGUUCGGUAGUGUUGGCAUCAGUUAUUCAAUAUGAGCGACUUCGUGUUAGUGUUAAGAAAAUCGAUCCUUUUGAAUUUUACAGAAAUUCUAUCAUUAGGAAAAACGAGAAUUUUAUUUCCAAGUUGAAAAAUAAUUUCAAUAAAUUACAACCAUCGGAAAAAGUAUUUGGUACCAUACUUCUUUUAAAUGCCAUUGUUUUUCUUGCAUGGCAAGUACCUCAAUGGCAACAUAUCAUGAUCAAAUAUUUUAUGACUGAUGCACUUGCUAGAAAAAUUCCAGUGUCAUCACUUCUUCUAAGUGCUUUCAGUCACAGUUCCCCUGUACACUUCUGUUUUAAUAUGUACGCUCUUCAUACUUUUUGCCGAGGUGUGAUCCAACCGUGGGGUGAAAUGGGACCGGAAGAAUUCACUGCAAUGUAUAUAAGUGGUUGUGUUGUUUCAUCAUUAGCUAGUAUUAUUUUUAGACGAAGCUUUAAAUUUCCUGGAAAUAGCUUAGGCGCUUCUGGUGCCAUAUUAUCGGUUGUUGGAUACUUUUCACUAUCGAAUCCCGAUCAAAAAUUGGGUAUAAUAUUUUUACCAAACAUACAAUUUGAUGCAAUUCAUGCCUUAUUUGGUAUAAUAUCGUUAGACAUAAUGGGAUUACUUUUGAAGUGGCAAAUGUUCGACCAUGCAGCUCACUUAGGAGGAACAUUAUUUGGAAUGUUUUGGUACAAAUAUAUGUCAACAUAUGUAUGGAACAAUCGAAAAUAUAUUGUAGGUAAUUGGAUAAAACUAAAACAAAUUGUUCGAGGCAGAGAUAAAUGAUACAUAAUUUUUAGCCAGUUGGUCACAUGAAAAAGCAUUAUGUAGAUGUGCGCUGCGAUGGACUGUGUACUACUUACUGGUAAACCCCCAUGAGUUUUAUAUUAAUUAUUAAUGUCUUAUCGUCCAUAUCUU
Molecule: messenger RNA, 1317 nt
Organism: Myzus persicae (green peach aphid)
Lineage: Eukaryota; Metazoa; Arthropoda; Insecta; Hemiptera; Aphididae
Gene: rho-7
Product: presenilins-associated rhomboid-like protein, mitochondrial
Exons: 10
Coding region: 196-1185 (329 amino acids)
Cellular component (GO): membrane
Molecular function (GO): serine-type endopeptidase activity
Source: RefSeq, a predicted model, not a curated record